AUCAUUAAUUUUGGCACCAAUAUUCUGAAAUUCAGUUUUAAUGAAUCGCAAACGAUUAGUGGUUUGAUUUGGAGAAUUUAAUGUGGUAGGCAGCUUCGCUUUAAUAAUUACUAACAUUGGAUUUACAGUAGAAAAAUUUGAAUGCCCUGUGUAUAGAAAAACUGUACAGUGCUGCUUUAUUACGUAACAAUUUUACGAACCAAAUCGGGUCGCUAGACGAUCUUAAACAACUCGUGAUUGGAUUUCGGAGAUCCCUGGGGCUCGAUUCGGCGUCAUUCAUUUUUUUUAAAGCAAUUUUGGCAAGCUCAUAUAAGCUCCUGGUAAACUGUCCAAGACAACGUACUUUAGUUCCCAGUUAGGAGGUCGGUUUCUAUGAACGCACUCCGUUGGUUUUCCGGCUUCACGGAAAGAAACACAUCCAAGAAAGACAGGCUUUCUUUAACACAGCGAUUGUGUUACUCUGUUGGUCAUGUUUUGAACGAUUUGGCAGGUAAUGCGUGGUUUAGCUACCUUCUGGUAUUUCUUACCAAAGUAGCUGGACUCUCAAACGCCAGCGCAGGUUUUGUACUACUUUUGAGUCAAGUAUUCGAGGGUGUCUGCACGCCUGUUGCUGGGGUAUUCUGCGAUAAAACAAAGUGCAAAUAUGGACGGCGAAAAUCAUGGCAUUUCAUUGGAACUGCUUGCGUUACGACAUCAUUUCCUUUCAUUUUCAAUCGAUGCUUGGGCUGUGCGGAGAGCAGCAAUGCUGUGAAAUUUUUAUACUAUACCGGGUUUUCUAUGUUAUUUGGGUUUGGUUGGGGAUGCACUCAAAUUGGACAUUUAUCACUGAUUCCUGAAAUCAGCAAACGGGAGAGCGAAAGAGUUGAGCUUAGUGCGUUCCGAUCCGCCCUUACAUUUCUUUGUGGUAUUUACGUUUAUGGAGUCACGUGGAUUCUUCUUGGUCAAAGCAAAGAAGAGACACUUUCUCCGAAUGUUUGGAAGCAAUUUAUGUAUCUUGGUUUUAUCGUCGUGGGAACUGGUACGUUGUUUAAUAUCAUUUUCCACGUCGGAACGAGAGAGCCUCCUUCAGAAGCCUUGCUGGAACGGCAGAAGAAAAAUGUUCAGGGUACCAGUGAGAAAAAAGCUCUUCUCAAAGUUGAUUGUGAUCCUUCUCCUUCGACUCGUCGUUCAUCUCAGCGAGUAACCACGUCUGUAUGCGGCAAAUCAGAGACAGCAUCAUCCUCAUCUUGCAGUGACGAACUCACUUCCAUUGAGUCAACGUUGGUAGAAAAGCAGGCGGAAACUCCGGGUCAAUAUGACAUCAUUGAUAGGAGUGCCUCAAAAGGAGGCCAAAGGACUUGGAAAGACUGGCUAAAAGACCCCGCCUUUUAUAAGACUGGUUUAGUUUACACUUGCAGUAGGCUUGUUGUAAAUGUCUCUCAGUCGUAUUUACCACUUUACCUGACAGAAACACUCAAGUUUGAAAAGGAAGCUAUCGCCUAUUUCCCUCUUGUGGUGCUGAUCAGUGGCGUAUUUGCCAGUGGAACAGUCAAGCCACUGAACAAAAGACUUGGUAGUAAAAUAACAUUUUCCUUGGGUUGUAUGCUGGCCUUGAGUGCUUGCUUUUGGUUCUACGUUCAGGACAUUAAAGGAAAGAAUAUUAUUUACGUCACUGCGGUUAUUAUGGGAUGCGGAGGAUCUGUUAUGCUAGUGACGUCAUUAUCUCUCAUAGCAGAGCUGAUUGGUCAUGACAAGAAAUCCGGCGCCUUCGUUUACGGGACAAUCAGCUUCACAGACAAACUGUCCAGCGGUGUCACCAUUGCUAUAAUUCAAGAAAUGAAUCCGCGUACUGACAUGACUGCGGUUUGUCCAUCCUGUGAUGAAUUUGUGAGAAACGUCCAAAGUUUCGCUCCGGGGCUAGCUGCGCUGGUUGCUCUAAUUUCCAUUAUGCUGUUUUUUGAUUCAGUCUUCGUUUGUAAGAGGAAAGUGGAAAAAGUUGAUAUGGCCGUACAGACUAAUGAUGGAAGUUGUGAAGAAGGGAGCAGCUGUGAAAUCGCACAAUUCUACGAGGAAGUGGAAAAAGAGAAAGAGUGUGAGAAGUCUUUGAAAUUGGAUCACGAUUUCGAAAAGAAUUCAUCCAGUGUAAGAGAUGUUUAUGGGUUUCCCCGAGCCAUGAACAACUAUGCUGCCAGUAGGUUGGCUUCUCCUCAGCUACCGUCUCCAUUAUUGGACCGACGCACUGUACUGUAAUCACCCUAUCGCCUGUUUUUCUCUAAUUAUUGCAGAGCACUGUUGCACAGCGGCUAAAUAACAGCAGUACGUUAUUGUUGUCCAUGAUGCAUCAAGCAUUGAUCAUGUGCAACCCGUUGCCAGGGUACACUAUGUAUUAUAUUAUUACUAUACAUUAGUGGUUCUAAACCUGCACAAGGAAAAAACUUGAACAUUAUUUUGUCCGGUCAAUAGGACCCUAAGUUAAUUACUUUUUUUAUCGAAAAAGUUCAAAUUAGUCUCAAAAAAACUUCUUGGACACUUUGCGUCGGGAAGCCUUUACAGAGCCAUCUCAAAUUUUCUUAAGUUAACUAAACCGAGAACAAAAGGCGAAAGUAAAAGAUCCUGAAAAACAUUCCUAAAAGGAGGGUCAUUGAAUUUGGUAACCAGUUCUCGCGACAAAACAGGUAAAAAAAAAAAAUGAUAAAAUCGACGUAUACAUUGAAAUAAGUGGACUGGAAACAAUACCAUGACUUAACUUUGGUCUUCGCAUUCAAUUUGUUUUGUAGUUCUGAGGUAGAUUUCUGUAAGGGAUGAAUAAUAAAAGUAAAGGGGUUGUGUAAUA
Molecule: messenger RNA, 2812 nt
Organism: Pocillopora damicornis (cauliflower coral)
Lineage: Eukaryota; Metazoa; Cnidaria; Anthozoa; Scleractinia; Pocilloporidae
Product: major facilitator superfamily domain-containing protein 12
Biological process (GO): carbohydrate transport
Cellular component (GO): plasma membrane
Molecular function (GO): symporter activity
Source: RefSeq, a predicted model, not a curated record